Molecule: messenger RNA, 672 nt
Organism: Kazachstania africana CBS 2517
Lineage: Eukaryota; Fungi; Ascomycota; Saccharomycetes; Saccharomycetales; Saccharomycetaceae
Exons: 1
Coding region: 1-672 (223 amino acids)
Source: RefSeq, a predicted model, not a curated record
AUGAACAUUUCAAUUACCCCAAAUACUACUCUAGAGGAAACACAGAAUAUUGAGGCAGUUGCAGAUGUUUUAUCGAAGGCUUUUAAAGGAGUCCCAGGCGAUGAUUAUUUCGUUCACAAAUUUAAUAACAUCCCAUUGACCGUUCCUCUGGAUGAAGCUAAAGUAAAAGAACUACGAUUGGGGACAGUAAGUUUCUUCAAGGGCCAAGGCGCAGAGAUCAUACAGGCAAAUAACUUUGAUGCAGUGGCCAUUUGGCAAACGCCGGACGUCACAAUCACUGCAGGGGAAGUUUCAGAUCAAGGAUUCAAUGAAAAGUAUAUACAAAUGGUGAAAAGGGCAGUACGCAAGGUUAUACCUGACGAGAUGAAACGUUACUACCUUUUUAUGAUAGGAAGAGAUCCAAAUGGUGUCACAAAGGGAUCUGUCAGAUCGAUUUUCGAGUACUACAAGAACAGAGCCGACAUUGAGAAUUCCGCUAUCUACUUGGAAUCCAUCAGUGAAGCAGCAAAGAGUGUCUACGAGUAUUUUGGUUUCAAGAACUAUCUGACAUUUCAAGUUGGCGUCGGCGAAGUCAACUCGCUGGGAAAGCAGGACCCACAGGGGAAAGGAUUCACCAUGUACCUCAUGGUGUACCACAAAGAUGCAGACUCCGUGUUGAACUCAUUACCAUAG